AUGAGCAGGAUCGACAGCAAGGGCGGCGUCGACGGUGGUGUCACCGUCGACGUGACGCUGUCCCCUAACGCGGUGCUCCCCGGCUUCGCCAAACGGCCGCCCGAUGCGACCGGAGCUGGGAGGAGCAGCUGCCGCGGCUUCCCUCGACGCGCCCGGGCGGCGGCGGCGGAGGUCUGGGCUUUCGCCAGCGACGGCGCCGGCUGCAGGGUGGCCUUCGCGCUCAAGGCCGGGAUCGCGAUGCUCCUGGCGUCGCUGCUGGCGCUCGCCGGCGAGCCCUUCAGGCUGUUCGGCACCAACAUCGUCUGGUCCAUCCUCACCGUCGGCAUCAUGUUCGAGUACACCGUUGGCGCCAGUUUCAACAGAGGGUUUAACCGGGCCGUGGGGAGCACGGUUGCCGGAGUGGUUGCCAUCGUCGUGAUCUGGGUUUCACUCCGAUGCGGUAGCGUCGCCGAGCCAUACGUGAUUGGCCUAAGCAUCUUUCUAAUUGGUGCCGUGACGUCAUUCGUGAAGCAGCUUCCGGCGCUGGCGCCGUACGAGCACGGCUUCCGGGUGAUCCUCUUCACCUACUGCCUCAUCGUCGUGUCGGCCUACCGCGUGCGCGAGCCCAUCGCCGCGGCGCUCGACCGGCUGUACGCCAUCGCCAUCGGCGCCGCGCUGGCGCUCCUCGUCAACGUGCUCGUCUUCCCGGCGUGGGCCGGCGAGCAGCUCCACCGCGAGCUCGUCGCCAGCUUCGCCGCCGUCGCCGACUCACUCCACGAUUGCGUCAGGUGCUAUCUGACAGGUGACGAAACGAUCGACGACGGCGGGCUGUCCGGCGGCAGCGAGCCAUCAAUCGAGAAAUGCCGCGCCACUCUGAACGCAUCAGCCAGAAUCGAUUCCUUGGCGAACUCGGCGCGAUGGGAGCCGCCGCACGGCCGGUUCCGCACCUUCUCCUUCCCCUGGUCGCACUAUGCCCGCGUGGGAGCCGUGCUGCGUCACUGCGCCUAUGAGGUGGUCGCCAUGCAUGGCUGCCUGCGCUCCGAGAUCCAGGCGCCGGACGGCGUCAGGGAGGCGUUCCGGGCGGAGAUCAAAGACGCUGCGGAGCAGGCGGCGGAUCUCGUCCGGUCCAUGGGCAGCGACGUCGACGGCAUGACGCGCAGCAGCGCCGAGAGGCUGAGCCUCCUCAAGGGCGUGCACGGCUCCGCCUACCGCCUCCAGCUUGCGCUGGCGCUCAACUCGCAGCUCCUCGUCUCGUCCGGCUCCGAGUCCGAGGUGAACGAGACGAGCGGCCUGCAGGAGCGCUCGUGCUCGCGCCUGCGCGAGAGCACGCGGCGGCAGAGGCUGUCGUGGCCGUCGCGGGAGGCGGACGAGCUGGAGGAGAUGGAGGCCGGCGGCGGAUACGCGGCCAUGGUGAGGAUGCGCGCGCUGAAGAGCACGCGGGCGCUGUCGCUGGCCACGUUCGCGUCGCUGCUGCUCGAGUUCGUGGCGCGGCUGGACCACCUGGUGGACACCGUCGACGAUCUCUCCAAGCUCGCAAAAUUCAGGGAAGAAAGUGAUCCCAUGUAA
Oryza brachyantha (malo sina) is the source of this 1545-nucleotide messenger RNA. Its product is annotated as aluminum-activated malate transporter 4-like. The record is from RefSeq and is a predicted model, not a curated record. The coding region runs from base 1 to 1545 and encodes 514 amino acids. Gene Ontology annotation, cellular component: plant-type vacuole membrane. Gene Ontology annotation, biological process: malate transport. NCBI's taxonomy places the organism in Eukaryota, Viridiplantae, Streptophyta, Magnoliopsida, Poales, Poaceae. The transcript has 6 exons.